Molecule: messenger RNA, 848 nt
Organism: Coturnix japonica (Japanese quail)
Lineage: Eukaryota; Metazoa; Chordata; Aves; Galliformes; Phasianidae
Product: histone H2A.J
Cellular component (GO): nucleosome
Molecular function (GO): DNA binding; structural constituent of chromatin; protein heterodimerization activity
Source: RefSeq, a predicted model, not a curated record
UCCUGCGUCAGUAUGAUUUCUGCUGUAUUGUUUCUGAUUUAUCUAGUACUGUAGGCUCUUAGUAGCAGCAAUACCAUGUCGGGUCGCGGCAAGCAGGGAGGGAAGGUCAGAGCUAAGGCCAAGUCGCGAUCAUCACGAGCCGGACUGCAGUUCCCUGUUGGCCGCGUGCAUCGGCUGCUGCGAAAAGGUAACUACGCGGAGCGGGUUGGGGCCGGAGCGCCUGUGUAUAUGGCGGCCGUGCUGGAGUAUCUGACGGCCGAGAUCCUGGAGCUGGCGGGCAACGCGGCCCGCGACAACAAGAAGACGCGCAUCAUCCCGCGCCACCUGCAGCUGGCCAUCCGCAACGACGAGGAGCUCAACAAGCUGCUGGGCAAGGUCACCAUCGCGCAGGGCGGGGUGCUGCCCAACAUCCAGGCUGUGCUGCUGCCCAAGAAGACCGAGAGUCACAAGGCCAAAAGCAAAUAAUCAGCCUGCGAAGCCAGUUAGGUUUUUCAAAGCAUAACAUAACCCAAAGGCUCUUUUCAGAGCCACCCACUUUCUCAGAAAAGAGUUGAGUUGCUUUUUAAGGAAAUCCCUUUGUGUUAAAAUGUUUCUUUUAUGUUGCUUCGUUUUUAAAGUGUUGAGUAAAAUUUGGUUUCUAUGUAUGUCUUCAGUUACUUUAUGACUCAUCCUUUUUGAUGAAGGAAACCUUUUGUUUGUUUGACUUGUCCUGAAACAGAGUAUUUGUUUCUUGUCUUCUAUUUAACAGACAUGGGAUUUUUUUGUUAUACUAUGCAGUAUAGCUUUAUUGUAUGAUAUAGAGGUUAGCUUUAAGAAACUGAAGAAAAUAAAAUGAUGGAUGCUACAAA